Molecule: messenger RNA, 3018 nt
Organism: Penicillium malachiteum
Lineage: Eukaryota; Fungi; Ascomycota; Eurotiomycetes; Eurotiales; Aspergillaceae
Exons: 3
Coding region: 1-3018 (1005 amino acids)
Biological process (GO): cell population proliferation; mitotic spindle organization
Cellular component (GO): cytoplasm
Source: RefSeq, a predicted model, not a curated record
AUGGUGACGACCCUGCAACCUUCACAACAAAACACUGACAACACGACAACAAGUGACGACCCUGCAACCUUCACAACAACAGAGGGUAUUGCUGUUUCCUCAAACAUCGCCCUCGCCAACAUCAUGGCAAACCCUCUUUCUCCUCUUUCCUCCUCCUUCCAAAAUGCACGAGCUCAGUCCCCGCGAAUUGGCUCUUCACCUUUCCUCACAAAAACAAUGGACGAACAAUCCGAACAGCGCGUUCCCUCAAGUCCUUUGAAGAAGUCAUGGGCAGAACAUGAUUCGCCGGCCUCAAAUCACUUCGACACAAACGAAAACUUUAUGCCUAAUGAACAUUACGACGAAAACGAGCUGGAUGAGAUCAACGACGAGGGCGACUUCGAAGGAGCUGCUAGCUCACCAUUCCAAUAUGAUGAGAAUGAAGAGACAGUGGACUAUCAGAUGCAAGGAUACCAAAAUCAAACACCCACAAUGCUGCGAAGUCGAUUCGCGAUGGCACAAAUGGAGGACCCCAUGAGUUCCCCCUUCCGUCCCGACGCCAGAGAUGAGACAGUGGAUUUUCAGCGAUUGCGUGAGGUGCAGCCAUUAUCACCAGGAAUUAGCAAACGCUUGGCCGUUGAUAAUCCACUUAGCUCUCCGUUCCGUGCCGAGGUGCAGGAUGACAGCGAUGACUUCGAUGAUCUUCGUGAGAUGCAUAAUGGAUCGCCUGGUUUUGAUGAGCAGCCUGAGGAGCCGCAGAGCUCCCCAUUCAAACCCGAAUCAAGACAGUUCUCUGGUUUCAACCGCCAGCCUGAAGAUCCUCAGAGUUCUCCUUUGCGACCUGAAGCCCGUGAUUUUUCUGGCUUCGAUGAACAACCACAAGAACCCCAGAGCUCUCCCUUUCGCCCUGCGAUUAGGGAGAGGGAAGAGACAUUUGCUUUUCAAGAACUUGAGGAGCGCGAGUCAAAACGAGAGUCUGUUGGUAAACCCCGAUACGCUUCUCCCGUGGGUUGCGACUCGCCUAUCCAACCCGAGCCAAAGGAUACUACUCUCGACAUGCCAAAAUUGCGCUCUGUACCACGUGCAUCAUUAAGUGUACCAGAUGUCCAGCCAAAAGCUACUACGCCCCGCAAAAGGUCGUUUGAUCAGACUCCACAAGAUGACGAAACUGCACAAACCAACGAGCGAGCUAAGAAGGGUAUGGUCAGUCGCCAGGAGGCACCUGAAAUACACGUCGAUCUUGACGAGGAGUCGUCUAUCCUCCAUCACGACCAAAGCCUACUUUCAACUGCGAGUGCUGCUCAGGACCGAUCAAAUAUUGCAAACAGCAUGAUUGAAGACAAGCGCAACGAGGGCAUGAGCACCGUUUUACAUGAUAAUGAUGAAACCACGGAGAAAGAAAACUUCGACUACAAUGAUGAGAACAACAGAGCCUUGGAUGAAGAAGAAGAUGAUGCGAUGGAUGAAACAGGCCUCAGCGAAUUCUCCGUUCUGCCAGAUAUGACCUCCUUCGCGAAACUUCGUGCCGAAUCGCCCAUGAAAUCAAUGCGUGGUAGCGUCGGACCUAACCACGGGUUCGGCGCAGACAUGUACCGUCGCAGUAUGGAUCCAGCAACGCCCGGGACUGCGCGCAGAUCGCACAGGUCUGGUGCCAUUAACGAUUUUGACUCGCCCGCCGGAUCUCCCACUCCUAGACGCAGACCCUCUCGAGAUGUUGGCCACGCUACACAGCAGCCUCCUCGCUACUCUCCCCGACGAUCUCCUGUCCGCAACAUGAGGCAGUCCAUGCGGUCUCCCUCAAAGUUGUCUCUUCUGGAUUUCGAUAUUCCCCCCGCUCCCACUCCCCGUUCUAUUCCUACAGUCACUCCGCGUGAAUUAGAGUCACUGAAGUCUGGAUUCAUGUCAGAGAUUUCUUCCCUGAAAGCUACUUUAAGUGGCAAGGAAGCAGAGGUCGCUAGCUUGAAGACAGCCGUUGGUGAUGCAGAGAGACGUGUGGGUGAAGCUCUGGAAGAGAUUCGAAAUGAGGCCGCUCGUAGAGAAGCAAUGGAGAUGGAACAAGCUGAAUGGGACCGUCGUGGCAAGGACAUGGAGCGAGUUUUGCAGUCCGUUCGUGCUGAACUAGAAGAUGGUGAACGUGAGCGAGACCGUCUUACUCGUAAAGCUGAUGAGGCGGAGAGGAGUAAGGAGCAACUCGAAAGCCGAAUUGUUGAGCUUGAGACCCAGCUAUCUACCGCGCGCUCUUCUGCUUCAUCUCAAUCUGGUAGUGCACUAGGUUCCCGAAAAUCUUCACAAUCGGCUGAAGAUACUGCACGAGAGGUGCAAGACGCUGUCGAGAAGGUCGCUCGUGAACUUCACACACUUUACAAGAGCAAGCAUGAGACCAAGGUUGCAGCAUUGAAGAAGAGCUAUGAAUCUCGCUGGGAGAAGCGUCUUCGUGAGUCGGAGAACAAGCUGAAUGCCGCUCGUUCCGAAAAUGAACGACUCAAGGCUGAGUAUGAUGCUGCCAGCUCGGACUCUAUGGCUACUGCCAAUGCCAGCAUGAUCGCUCGGGAGAACGACGAGCACGAGGCCGAGAAGCGUGUCUUUGAGGCGCAGAUCAAGGGUCUUCAGCAGGAAAUGGCGGCCCUGAAGGAGGACAGUGAACGCCUACGAAGCGAUCUGAAAACCGAACGCGCUGAAAAGGGAGAGCUUGUUGCUGCCGUCGAUGAAUGGUUGGCCAUCCAGCAAGGACCUCCUGCUCCCGCUCAGCAAGAACGUCAGUCUUCUGUUGUUUCCGCUGUUUCUUCUGUUGGUGCUCCUGCGGAAGACUCCCAUGCAACCGAUGAGCCUCCUGCUGAACCCUUCCGUCGAAGUAUUAGUCGUCCAGGUUCUAGUGGCAUUCGUCCUCCUGCCACAGCUGAGAAGAAAAAUCGGUUUGGCGCCCCUGGUGGACAUUCUCGAGGUAACAGCGGUGGCAAAUCUGGAAUUGCCGUGUUCACACCUGGUGGUCGUGGUGGAAUCAUGAGCUCAAUUGAGCGGAUGGGACGUGGUGGUUCUUAA